This is a messenger RNA of Megalopta genalis, 4455 nucleotides long. It is a transcript of the gene TfAP-2, whose product is annotated as transcription factor AP-2. Gene Ontology annotation, molecular function: RNA polymerase II transcription regulatory region sequence-specific DNA binding; DNA-binding transcription factor activity, RNA polymerase II-specific. Gene Ontology annotation, cellular component: nucleus. NCBI's taxonomy places the organism in Eukaryota, Metazoa, Arthropoda, Insecta, Hymenoptera, Halictidae. The record is from RefSeq and is a predicted model, not a curated record. Gene Ontology annotation, biological process: regulation of cell population proliferation; anatomical structure development; regulation of transcription by RNA polymerase II.
CGGAUUGAUCAUCGGCCGGCGAUCAUGCUCGAGUCACCGCGCGACCGACCGUCGCGCAUCCUCGCCGGUCCUCUCCGAUCCACGGAGCAUCCUUCCUCUCGCACCCUCCGACCGGUCGGGUCUUGCUCGCCACCUGCUCUCUAAACUCGUCUUCCACGCCUCUGUCUCUCUCUCUCUCUCUCUUUCUCUCUCUUCAGCGAUCUCGCGAGUCGGAAGACCGCCGAGACUCUUCCGGCGGAGUCCGUACCUCUUCCUCGUCCUCCGAUGCGCCAGGACGACCGCCGCGAGCCGGCGUCGUUCAUUCUACCGUCGCGUCGCGCCGCGUCGAAUAAAUUGUGCGAAAGCGGCGCAGUGCGUAGCGUUCGGUUUCCGGUUGGCCCUUCGUGUCGUCUCGGUGGUCGGUUGGGGGUGACGAGAGCUCCGCCGCUGGUCGGAAGUGAUAUCGCAGUGUGCAGUGCCUCGAUCCGUGAUAGACCAGAGUCGGGUAUAGUCGAGGUAGCCGCGAGGUGGUGCGAGAUUGACACCGUGCGUGUGUGAUGUGCCGGGGAAUAUAGUGCGGCGACAGUGGGUUCCACGCGGAAACGGGUUCGAACGGCGACUGCGACGGAUACGACAACCGAACCGGCAAACUGGAGAUCCUAGGGAUGUUUCCGCCGCGCACGGAAGCGCCGACAGCGGACAAGCUGGCGCUCUGUUACGCGCCGCACGUUGACAUGACCACGGUGAUCGAGGUCGAGGACCGUUUAACUGGCCAUGGGGGUAUAUCCUCACUGGGCGGUGGCAACUCCUCGCCGUAUUCCGGCGCCCAUCAUCAUGGUCACAGAGGCAACGGAAACGGCAGCGGGAUGCCGCAUCACGGUGGUGCCUCGUUGCCCACCGCCUCGGACUUCCAACCCCCGUAUUUCCCGCCCCCGUUCCCAUCGCACCACCAUGCGCCGGCGAGCCCUCAACACCCGAGCCUCGGCCAGCCGCAGCAUCUCGAUUACCUCGUCGGCGACCCGUACACGCAAACCUUGAACACGUUGCAUCAACAUCAUUACAAUCACCUGAGCGCCGCCGUCACGGCUGGCCAGAGAGGUGGCGACCUCAGGAGGGACUCGGAGGGAAUCCACGUGACGAACAUGCACACGUCGUUUCCAUACGACGGCGGACGCAGCAGCGGAGGAGGCGGUGGCGGCGGCGGUGGAGGCGGCGGCGGUGGUGGCGGAAGGGGCGUCGAAUAUGGCGCCGUGCGCCGUCCCGACGCCCUCUUGCCACCCCCGGGCCUCGACCAAACCGACCUCGUUCUCCACAGCAGCCUCGUAGACGACCCCCAGGUGAGCGACGAUAACACAAAUGUGGACGACGGAGGCUUCAUGAACGACCUGCCUCUUUUAAAAAACAUGAAACCAUCGGACAGGAGCGAGAAGGCGAUGCUGAGUGGGAACGCGCAACCUUCGGACGUGUUCUGUUCGGUUCCAGGACGAUUAUCGUUACUAAGCAGCACCAGCAAGUACAAAGUUACGGUAGCCGAGGUACAAAGACGACUAUCGCCACCGGAAUGCUUAAACGCGAGUCUCCUCGGCGGAGUCUUACGGAGGGCGAAAUCCAAAAAUGGCGGGCGUCUGCUUAGGGAAAAGUUGGAAAAAAUUGGACUUAACUUGCCAGCUGGAAGGAGGAAGGCCGCCAAUGUCACGCUCUUGACAUCGCUAGUGGAAGGAGAAGCCAUUCACCUUGCCAGAGACUUCGGCUACGUUUGCGAAACCGAAUUCCCUGCGAAACAAGUUGCCGAAUACCUCAGCCGGCAGCAUUGCGAGCCACAAGAUUCCUACAGGAGAAAAGAACUUCUUCAUGCCACCAAACAAAUCACCAAAGAGCUGAUGGAUCUUCUGAACCAGGAUAGAUCACCGCUUUGCAACACACGGCCUCAGCAUAUACUCGACCCAAGCAUACAGAGACACCUAACGCAUUUCUCUCUCAUAUCACAUGGAUUCGGAAGUCCUGCAAUCGUAGCCGCUCUGACGGCAAUACAGAAGUUCCUAAGCGAGUCCCUGAACCAUCUGGAAAAGAUGUACCCGGGCAACGGCAGCGGCGUGACAAGUAGUCAGCAGUCGAGCCUCGACACGAACAAGAGCAAGGACGGCACGUUGAUGAACGACAUGAAGAAGUGACGCCCGGAGGACCCGCCUACCUCGAACGUGGUCACUUCGAUCAGGCACUCGUGGCCGUACAACUGAGCUUCCGCGGGCCUAAGCCCGUCGCGAACAGCUUCCUGGUGGACCACUGAUACACGCCACGUAUGUCCGCGAUACCGCGCGACCGCUUGUAUUAUAGUGAAACCGAGUGUAUGGUCGCGCACGAAAGCCCGAACGGCGCAGGUGACGCGACGAAACCACGAUUGCGGGCAGACGUGUUCCGCGAAGAGGUUGGCUGGUCGAAAGUGUUCUAGGUAAAUCAAUGAAAAACGAGGUCGCGAGAAAUAUGUGCAAUCGCCGAAACGAAGUUCCGCGCGUCGAUCGCCGAUCGGGCCGUGGUCGUGUCGACGUCGAGACGGGCCCGGCGCGAGACCGCGAGUCGGGCACCCAAGGUGUCUCGAUUCCCGUUUCGGGCUCGUUCGGCGAGGCCGGGGUCGCAGGAUAUUUAUUCGUUCGCGAAUCCGCGGGACGAUCGGUGCGCGACGCGCGGGAAAUCGCGCGGAUUCCGACGAGCCGACGCACUCGUCGUCCGUCGACACAGAGGUAACUUUGUUCUUUCACUGCCUGUUCAUACGGAGCGCGACCCUGCCGAUCAAGAGGGUCACGAUGCCACGCGAUAUCGAUCGAUUCGGGAUCGUCCCGUUCCGACCAACUCGCGCGAGCAAGAGCGCGAGCAAGAGCGAGUCGUCUUUGGCCGUUUGGCGCCGUAAUCGUCGUAGCUUCUCGAACGCAGGCUCUAGGAUCGUUCGCGAUAGGAGUAGCGAUAGUCGAAACGUUUCUGCAACGGCUGCGGCGAACGCUUUUAUUCUCUCGCCCCUGUGUCCCGAGGAUCUUGCUGUUUCACCGUAGAUAGAGCACCGCAAACGAGAGACGCUUAGAAUCGGUUCGUUGGAGCUUCGUCUUACACGUUGAAAUCGUACGGAAAAAGCGGUUGCACCGUCGAGUCGCGCUGAUUGCAGGUCCUCGUUGCUUGCGAAUCGAUCGAUAAUUGGAGAACCCGACAUAUACAUAUAAAUAUAUAAAUAAAUAUACAUUUAUAUGUAUAUACGCGAGCGCAGUACGACGAAUAAGAAACCAUUCGCAACAACCUUGUUCCACGGUAUAAUUUUUGGGUCGACUAUUUAUAUUGCUCAAGCAUCGUUAUUCUUUGCCCAUUAACGAGCGUCCGACGUACACGCGCGGUAUCGGUUAUGAUGCCGUUACGUAAGCAUUAAUAUUGUCAGCAUAGUGAUACAUUGCUCUCUGUACACGGUGUACAACUUAUAAUUUAGCGACUACAAAUCUAAAACCGCCCGCGAGCGAGCGUUCGACGAACAAUUUUUAUCGUCCCGGCUGAGUCCACCAUGUAGAACGACUCUCUCGGCCCUCAAUUACGUGGAAACGUUCAGUAUGCAACGACUACUGAAUAUUCAUGCCGAUCGCAGCCUUUGAAGUUACAGAUUUCCUUGUAAACACGUUCGAGCACGCGUUCGGUGCAACUGUUUCGGCGUGUUUCUCGAUUUUCUUAAUCACCGUUAGAAAUCCGCCGUACCCUUGCACGAGAAAACGGGUUCAAAGUAGCAAUUAACGAAUUAUUUCACUUCUCGAAUAUAGUUGCAGAGACGCUACGGUCAACGAUCGAUCGGAAACGCGAUUACAGAAUGCCGAGCGCAAUCGAUACGCUGCGAGUAGGUGCAAAUUUCAAAUUUCACGGACAAAUUUUAACGAAUCCGACGUCUAAUACGAUCGAACAAAUACUAAAUUCGUCUUGUUGUUAUUUUUUAUUUUCGAUUUUAUUCGACGCUUUUUAAAGACGCGAAAUAAACGUUUUCUUAAACAAAACAUGCACAAGUUUGAACAGAAUUUUUCUGAAAACGAAAGACAACUCAUUUUUCGAUCUCCGGUUUCACCAGAACCAUACCUAAACUCUGUUCUUUACGGAUGCAUCGAUACGAAUUGUUUCAAACGAAAGGAAACUGUGAAAAUAAUGUGAACAUUGGAAAGUAAUUCCUGUCUCCAUUCGAUGAAUUUUUCUGGAACACCUUCGACUGACGCUUGCACGUUCUAUUUUUUCUCUGUAGGCGUUAAUGCGAUUCGAACGAGACUAUAGUUAAGUUAAAAUCGAAUGGUCGGCCGAGGUCGCUUCCCCCGCUACGCGUUUGUUGGGCCGAUAUCGCUGGAAACGGUGGAUAAAUAGGGGCGGGGCGACAAGGUGGCAGAGCGGGGAUAAUUCGAACGACUUGUUUCGGCGACCAAUUGCUUUCCACGCGGCUAUAGCAAUUAAUACUGUGUAUUUACUAGA